Acipenser ruthenus (sterlet) is the source of this 3507-nucleotide messenger RNA. Its product is annotated as neurogenic differentiation factor 6-A-like. The coding region runs from base 485 to 1498 and encodes 337 amino acids. The transcript has 2 exons. The record is from RefSeq and is a predicted model, not a curated record. NCBI's taxonomy places the organism in Eukaryota, Metazoa, Chordata, Actinopteri, Acipenseriformes, Acipenseridae. Gene Ontology annotation, biological process: regulation of DNA-templated transcription; nervous system development. Gene Ontology annotation, molecular function: protein dimerization activity.
ACAAUUAAGUUUGAGAUAGAACCUAAAUGUAGCAAUAACUCAGCUGGUUUCCAUUAAAACAACAACAACACACACACACACACAAACUUGCCUUGUAUUAGCAAUCUCGGGAGAAUCGUAUGGCGAUGCUGGUAUUAAUCUUUCUUUAGUCUGAUUUUUUUUGACGGUACAUUAAAGCUAGUUGGUGCCCAGUUACAGAGAUGCCAGAUGAUCAGUGUGGGAUAGGUGUCCCUCGAGAGAAAGUCACAUGAUGAUCGUUGCCCUGUUACGUCAGAGGCAGAUGGCAUGGGUACCAGCUCUGGCAGUUGGCAUCAGUGUCAUUUCUCAAAGAGAGAAGAGGGAGAGAGAAAGAGACUGAUCAGAAAAUCAGACUGGUUUGCAUUACAAGAAAGGGUUCUGGUACAGUAAUUCAGAGGACCUGAAACAUGAAAACUGCAUGUUGACACAAAAUCAAGUAUUCUAUUGGGAUUUUUAGGAGAGGAAAAUGUUGACCUUACCCUUCGAAGAGCCUGUUAUGAUGCCUGAUCCACAGUUUGGUGCAAACUUUCCCAGAGAUUGUGUCGCCGAGAAUAAAAGUAGAAAAACUGACACUUUUUUUAAACAAGAUAAAUCACCAAUGCCAGAGUCAAAGCAGACCCAGGAUGAAGAUUCGGAAAAAGAGGAAGAGGAAAGAGAGGAAGACGGGGAUGAAAACGGAUUGCCGAGGAGAAGAGGUCCCAGAAAAAAGAAGUUAACCAAAGUGAGAGCAGACAGGGUUAAAUUUAGGCGGCAGGAAGCAAACUCGAGGGAGAGAGGUAGAAUGCAUUGUCUCAACGAUGCCCUGGACAGCCUUAGAAAGGUGGUACCCUGUUACUCGAAAACACAAAAACUCUCCAAAAUAGAGACUUUGCGGCUGGCAAAGAAUUACAUAUGGGCUCUGUCAGAAAUCCUUAGUGCUGGAAAGAGACCCGAUCUUCUUGCCUUCGUGCACACCUUGUGUAAAGGAUUGUCACAGCCAACCACUAAUUUAGUGGCAGGGUGUCUGCAGCUCAAUGCAAGAAAUUUCCCAACAGAUCACAACGGGGAAGCAUCUCAUUCUGGCAGGUCUCCAUACCAGAACUUGUAUCCACCUUAUCACAGCCCUGAGCUUGGCACGCCUACAGGGCAUGGUAGUGGUACCAUGGACAGUGCUAAGCCCUUCAGACCGUACAAUUACUGCAGUACUUACGAGCCUUUCUAUGAAAGUACUUCCCCUGAAUGUGUAAGCCCACAGUUUGAAGGUCCCCUAAGCCCCCCAAUUAACUUUAAUGGGAUAUUUUCCCUUAAACACGAAGAAACAGCUGAGUAUGGUAAGAAUUACCACUACGGCAUGCAUUACUGUGCUGUGCCAGCCAGGGGUUCUCUUGGGCAGAGUUCCAUGUUUAGGGUCUCCUCAGACAGUCACUUCCCUUAUGACUUACAUCUGCGCAGCCAACCCUAUGCCAUGCAGGACGAAAUAAACACAGCUUUUCAUAAUUAAUGUGUUAAACUAAACUGUGGUCAUCCCAUUUGAAAGCUAAUUAGUGAAAACGGUGUCUGUGCAGUAUUCAUGCUUGACACAUAAACUAUAUAGUAUAUUCUUACCAUAUUUUUAAAAAAAUUCAAUGCAUUAAUUGCAUUACUAUAAUUUUAUUUUAUUGCAUUAUACUUCCAUCCAUAUCAGCCAUAGACCUAUUAAAGUAACCCCUGUAAUUAAUGUAGCUAAUUAUUUUUAUUGUCAUUAUUAUGAUGUCUAUAUCGGUGAGUGUGGCUUUUGUUCAGCUAUGUUUUCAAAACACACUUCAACAUUAUCAAGUCUAUGCUUUUUGUUUAAAAGAAAUAUGUAAUAUAAUUCUUCAAGGUGUAUUGUUCGCUUAAAUCUUUGAUUACAAUUUUAACAGGAAAUGUGAAAAUGAAACGUUUUGGAUUGUAUGUAUAAAUAAUCUUCAUACUGUUGAAAUUCUAGCUUGCUGAUGAAUAUGAAAUGUGUAUUGAACCUAUGUAUGUUAUGCCAAUAGUAAGUGGAUACUGCCCUUUCCGAAUUGAACCUAAUGCACAUAAAUGAGGAACAUUUAGUAUUUCUCAUAAAUAUAACAAUACUACUACUACUACUACUACUACUACUACUACUACUACUACUACUACUACUACUAAUAAUAAUAAUAAUAAUAAUAAUAAUAAUAAUAAUAAUUUAUGAAAUCGAUAGAUAUAUAAAGCAGCAAGCAAUAAAGGCAAUUAAUAACACAAACUAUGCAACAUGGAAUAUGCUCCCUUAAUAAGCCUUCCCAUAUGUGUUCCAUACAGGUACACAUAUGUCACUGGGACGAGUGACCUACUCUCCGUAUUUUAUCUGAAGGGCAAACCAAUGGCUGAUCUUAUCUAGGUUAUGGGUAUCUGAGGAUUGAUCUCUCUUUUCAGAUUGGAUGUAGUACUAUUCCCUGCUCAGUUAGCAGAAGGUAUUGAGGAUGUCUAUGGUAGAUUGAAAAAAGAAAUCAUAUAUAGAGUUUGAGACCCAAUUACGUUAAAACAGAAUGUACUAGUACACUAACAGCGUGUUGUGUGACUUAUUUGUUGGCAACGUGAUAAAGGGAUGACCACAUGCAAUUAUUCACAUUGGUAAUAGCAAAAAACGCUGCUAGUACAGGAAACAUCAGAAACUGUUUUAAUUACACCCGUCUAAAAUUGCGUAUUUUUAAUAUAUAUAUUUUUAAAGGAUAUUAUUAAUCAAUUUGUCAUUGAGAUAAUACAUCUCUAGACGGACCUUUCAGACAUAUCCUUCAUUACUAAAAAAAAAACAAACAAAAAAACCCUAUAAGCUCUCUACAGUUAAAUUACGAAUUUUACUGUAUGAGCUUGUAUAUCCUCCACGGUGUAAAUGUUUACAUAUUCAAUGACAUAAUUUGGGUCUAUAGUCUUGACAAAGUGAACAUUUUACCACACGAGAUUUCUGAUUUGUCAGAUAUUGAAUUAUCUUGUCAAAUGCGGUUUAAAAAUGAGGUUGGAGUUUACGGAUAAAUAUUAUAAUUUGUUUACAUGCUAAUAGGUUCGUAGCAUUUUGAGGUACCAGUAAAAUAUAUGCAACAUUAGUACCGUUUUAUUUAUUUAUUUGUUUUCCUACCAAAUGUAUUGUAAAAUGUAUUUUGUUGAAGUCCUGUUAGUAGUCUGUUUUUUAAUCAUGUUCACAAGUGUAUAUUUAAACAUUAGGAAUGAAACCUGUAAAAUAUUGACGAUGGGACGAAAGACUGUACUAAGUGUCUUAUAAUUUCAAUACAAAUUCCUUGCCUUAAUUUAAAAGGAAAUAGUUGGCACGUAUGAUGUAAGUUAUGCAAUGGCAUGGAUGUACUGACUUGUGGCUUUGUACUUUUUUUCACAUUUAUUUUGUGACAAAAGUUUGGGAAAGGAUAGAAUAAAACACGCAAUGCACUAAACUUUUAUUCUGCACAUUUGUAUUCAAUAAUUAUGUUGUUUUUGUAAUGCAAAAUACAUAAUAAAAUUAAUAUGUUUAUCGUU